Saccostrea echinata is the source of this 5133-nucleotide messenger RNA. RefSeq lists its product as uncharacterized. Gene Ontology annotation, molecular function: adenylate cyclase inhibiting G protein-coupled glutamate receptor activity. The coding region runs from base 1 to 5133 and encodes 1710 amino acids. The record is from RefSeq and is a predicted model, not a curated record. The transcript has 15 exons. Gene Ontology annotation, cellular component: membrane. Lineage: Eukaryota; Metazoa; Mollusca; Bivalvia; Ostreida; Ostreidae. Gene Ontology annotation, biological process: G protein-coupled receptor signaling pathway.
AUGGGAAAUAAAAUGUCACAAAGUCUCUGGAUAUUUAUUCUGAUUAUAUACUCCUCUCAUGCAGUGAUGAUAACAUACAUUGUGGAAUCUCAUAUAUUCUGUGACAUGAACUCGUCGGAAAUAGACAGUAUAUCGAAAUCCAUAUCAGUUUUUGUUAAUGAAACAUCCACUUCAUUAAAACAGUUGCAAUUAGACCAUGGUAUAGUAACUUUUUGUGCUUUUCAUAAUUUGGAUGAGGAUAUUUCAAAUUACACGGAUUUAAUUGUUUUUAUCUCAGAGAACGAAACAACAAAUUUCUCUACAUUGUCAAUAACAUCAAAUAUCCCAAUAAUUUCGAAUACAUAUGAUGGAAAUAAUACUAUUAUUUCUACACAAUACACAACAGAAACGCUGGGUAACUUCAUAUACAAAGUCCUAGAAGUGCUUGAAUGGCCAUACAUCCAAGUCGUUUUGCAGCCUACACCUUACUACUUCGAUAUUCUUAAUACGUUUAAGCAAUCACGUGACUCCCCAUACAUAUGUGCAAUACGGACAUUUGAAGUGAAUUCAACUUCAGAGAGGGAAAUCGAACUUUUGCUGGCGUCACUUCAAUAUGAAACUAAUACGAAAGGAAUAUUAAUAUUGACAGACGAUUCAGUUUUACAAAGUAUCGUACAGAUCUGGACAGCAAAUAAAGAUCUUGAACAAUUUUACUUCGUUGCUUUAGUUGAAGAUUCAGGAAAAAUUAAACCAUCCUUAGAAUCAAUUCCAGGUUGGGUCUUUAUUCCGCGCCAUUCAGCGAAUCUUAUUUCAGAGAGUUUUCUAUAUGGCAACCUAUCAAUUACAAAUAUUAUGGAGGAAGUCAGAGUUACAACAGUAUUCCUUAUGGACGCUUUAAGCAAUGUCAACAGCAGUGCUUGUGAUUACCAGAGCAAAGAGGAAGAUGAUGCUUGUUUACAGUCGAGAUGGAUUUUUGAAAUGAGAUUGAAAGAAGAAGAAAUCAGUGUUUACAAUGUUCAGAUAGAUCAGCUUUUAAAUAACAGGAAUAUCGCAAUGGCUAGAUUUGUUCAGGUUGGAAAGAUGGAUAAUGGCAAAUACCUAACGAUGAAUCCAAUGAAAUUAUACGACAAAAAUAAUCUAAUCUUAAAAAGCAAUGCAGUUUCUUGGAGUGAGGCGUUCGCAUACAUUUGUCGUUCAUUUGUAAAAUUCCAAAGACUUACAUCACCAACUGAAACGGAUAUUCAAAUAAUUGGAUCUUUACCUCUCCAUUAUCCUUCAUACACUCCCGAGGGGUGUGGCGAAUUGCGAGAUAAUUACAUUUUGUUAACUGAGGCCCUCAUAUUUGCAAUUGAGUAUGUUAACAAUAUGACAAACAUCUUACCAAAUUUGAAGUUAGGAUACGAUAUCAUUGAUACAUGUACGGUACCUUCCAGAUUCAUUCAUCAAAUGUACAUUCUGAAUUCGAGAGGACUAAGAAAUACAACUUUAACGAGAAAAACCUACAUUGGUGGAGUGGGAUUUCCAUUUAGCUCCGAGGUCGAACAUUUGGCAGGAUAUCUUUCUUCAAAGGAAAUACCUACCAUAAGUAUCAGUGCAACUAGUUCUGUGUUUUCUGACAAGAUACUGUAUCCAUAUUUCAUGCGUAUGGUUCCUUCUAAUAAAGAAGAAACAUUGGCGAUAAUUGGAGUCUUGGAAUAUCUUUCCAUUCAUACUAUCGGCAUUGUUUACACCAACGAUGCAUUUGGAGCAGAUCUCACGAAGAGCGUAUUGCAAUUUGCAGAGGAAAAGGGAAUCAGAGUGGUGUAUUUGAUGAGAAUGGAAGAAUCGUAUAUGAGAAAUUCUGAUGUUCUAAACUAUCUUGUGGAAAGAUUUAUUAUUGGAAAUAAUAAUGAUGUUCAAGCUGUAGUUUCACUUACCCAAAGCAAUCACAUGAAAGCUAUUUUACAGCGACUUACUGAUUCAAAGUUCAACCAAGUUUUCUGGAUUGGAUGCGAUACGUGGAUAGCAGGUAUUGAGGAAAGCUUCUUUAGAAAGAACAUUGAAGUAGCAAGCAAUGCAAUUCUUAUAACAUUUGAAACAAAAAUUUCGGAAAAGUUUCUUAAGUAUCUAAGCAGGAAACAGGAUGUAUUGGAAAAUAACCUGUUCAUCAGGCAGCUGGUAGAAAAAAUAGAUAACUGCACUUUUGAAGCGAAUCAGCCUUGGAAAGCCCAAUGCAAAGACGCUGUGAAUUUUCAAAAUAUCAUUGAAGAAAUUGAUCUUCAUGGAGAAACACACAUCAUAGAUGCUAUUUUUGUCCUUGCAAAUGGAUUAGAUGCAUUAAUAAGAACCUUCUGUCCUUUGCUUGAUUACUGUAACGAAGCUAAUUUGAACAAAGACAAAUUGGCAGAAAUUGCUCAAAAGUUGCACGUUAAAGACAUCAACGGCGACCAAAUAUAUUUUGAUAGCAAAGGGGAUGGAAAGAAUAUUUUUUAUAUCAUGCAGAUCAAUCCAGCGCUUAAAAUUCACACAUACGAAAAGAUCGGAAUGUGGCUGGAAGGCAAAACUAUGAUAAAUAAUGACACAUUGAAAAUACCAAAGUCAAUGUUACAAAACAAUCUCCAGCCCUGUAACGGGAGAGAUUGUUAUUCUCUAAGAGUAGGCAUGGCUGAAAUGCUGUAUACGUUCAUUCCAGGUGACGUUAUGAUUUAUGCCUUUCUAGAAUUGUUUGAAAUGAGCAAUGGUACAUGUUCAAAUACCCUCAUUCUAGACCAUUUUGAAGUUGCGUCUUCAGUUUUAUGGAGCAUUCAAACCAUAAAUAAGAAACAGCCAAAGAACAAUCCUCGAAUAGGAUUAGGAAUAUUUGGAGUAUGUGGCCAUGAUUCUACGAUAGCAAAGAGUGUUGCUAUACCAUCAUUUGUUGUACCUAAGCUUCCAUCUUCUCCUUUCACUAAACCUAUACUGGGAUUUGUCGGAGCUCUUACAAACCCUGUGGCCUCGGCAUUGAGCAAUGCAAGAGAUUCCCUGUCGCAAGACUUCCCAAUGAUAAUAUCAGCAACGACAGAACAAUUCAACGAUAGAAAUAGAUUCCCGCGAGUUUUCAGAACCGCUAUGUCAUCAUCCUCCGACGUGUACAUUGCCAUGGAAUUUGCAAAGAGGCUUGGCUGGACCUAUUUUCACGCUCUAUUUGGUGAUCGUGAUCAGUCUUUGUUAGAUCUUUUGGAAAUGGAGGCUUCACCUUUAAACAUUUGCCUAGCUUCCAAGCAUACAAUAAAAAUGUCAGAUCAGGAAAAUGAGCUAUCCAAGGCUGUUGAUAAAAUGUUGCAAUACAAUGGUGCAACUGUUGUCAUGGUCUUCAUUCCAAAUGUUGCCAUUGAAAUGUUACUAAAAGUAGCACAUGAGAAAAAUACUUUUGGAAGGCUUGUUUUUAUCAUUCCAAAGCCUGUUGAGAAUGUAGAGAGAAUCCUUGCCAAAUACAGUAAACCUUCAAUGGGAUUGGUUAUUCUUCAGAACAACAUGACAGAAAACACACAGUUUAAAUCGUACUUCCAAAGCCUUAACAUUGAAGAGGGAGAUUGGUCUGAACAACUACCAUGGGGAAAAAGAUUUUGGGAAGAUGUUCACAAAUGCAAUUUACGAUUUUCCAAUAGAUAUAACAAAGACUGUACAAUGGAUUUGAUGCUGAAGACAGUUAACAUGAAACAGUCACCAUAUGUAGUUUCUACAAUCAAUGGAAUAUAUGCAUUAUCUGCGUCUUUCCAAAACUUUCUGACGAAACAUUGUAACAGUUCAGAUUUAGUCAGUUGUGUACACAGGAAUUCCUCUGAUAUGUAUCAGCAACUUGAACACGAGCUAGAUCAUGUAAAUGUUAUACCCGAUGGUGGAACAAAGUUCGCUUUCGAGAAUAGAAAUGCGUCAGUACCCAUGGCAAUCCUUAACUAUCAGUAUGGGCCUAAAGGAAAUCCCAGACUGGUUACAAUUGGAAGUAUUCAGAAUAAGGAGAUAACUCUAGACUUACGAAAAUUGAGUAUGUACAACUUGAAUGGUGCUCGCAGAAUCUUCAAAUCAGAAUGUCCUAAUGAUCAGUGUUCGGCCUGUCUAGACCCAAACUUUGUGUCCAACUACCACGACAGAGUCAAACACCUUUCCGGUCUUCCUCCUGCAACAGUGAACAGUUUUGAAAGUGGAGUUGGGCUUACUACGAUUUUUCUUAUAAUAAUUGGUGUUGGAGUAGCAGUUGUGUGUACUUAUUACCUGGCUAAAUUUUCCUCUCAUAAAAUAUUUAGUCUUUCUGCUGAUGGACAUGCUUGUAUAAUCCUUGGAACAACGAUACAAAUUCUCGGAGCCGCAGUGUAUCUGUUUGAUGGUUCGCCAUUAGCAUGUGGCGUUCAUCUCGCUCUGCCUGGAAGCGUUUAUAGUAUCACUCUCACUGGCCUACUGAUCAAACUGAACAAAACUGCCUGUCUUCAUGCGAUCAUCGGGACAAACAUCACCAAACUUCCAAAAUGGGACUUCGCUCUCACUUAUCUUCCAAUAGUUAUGUCUGCACCUAUUAUUGUUUUCGUUGUUUGGAAUGUGAGCGAUCCUGUGACAAUGACUUGGUCCGUGCCAACCCUGUUUGAAAUCUCAAAUAUCGACGACAUAUCUAUUACCUGGCGUUGUGAUUUCAAUCGAACAGAAUAUGCAAUUUUCAUGACUUUCUUCUGGAUCAUAUUGUUCCUCUGUAUGACAUUAUCUGUCAUCUACAAGUGCAGAAAGACAGGACGAAAAGAGGUGAAGCAAGUUUUGCUGUCGGCAACUUGCUUUUCCCUCUUUACCAUCGCCACGACCAUUGUUCGUUUGUUGAGUAACGAUCACGUGCUCUUCAGAGCGUUCAUGUCGGUGACUCUUCCAUUGAACGGAAUCAUUAUUUUGGUUGUGAAUUUUCUUCCACAAAUUGUUGAUCUAAUGAGGGAAAAGAACCGAGAAUUGUUGUUCUCUAGACUAAUGUCAGAUAAUAAAUCUACUCACAUUGCACAGUUAUGGAAAGAACUGAUACAAGAAGAGAGCACAUCAAAAAAGAAAGAGAAACCAAAAAGAAAAAAGGAGAAGGAAAAAGUUUCCAUGUCAGUAGUUGGACUUUCGUCAAAAUGGAGAAAAAAGACAAAAGGACAAAAAGAAGACGCAUCUGAAGCAUAA